Musa acuminata AAA Group (dessert banana) is the source of this 5979-nucleotide messenger RNA. RefSeq names its product nuclear pore complex protein NUP205-like. The record is from RefSeq and is a predicted model, not a curated record. Gene Ontology annotation, cellular component: nuclear pore. NCBI's taxonomy places the organism in Eukaryota, Viridiplantae, Streptophyta, Magnoliopsida, Zingiberales, Musaceae. The transcript has 45 exons. The coding region runs from base 223 to 5808 and encodes 1861 amino acids.
GGUGCGGUUCGACUUGGCCAGCUUUGGUAGGCCGGUCUCCCGCCACCUCGGAUCGGAGUCAAAGAAAAAGCCCGCCCUCAUUUCCGGCUUAUUAGGGUUUCAAAUCACCCCCCUCGACGGCCUCUCUCUCACUCUCCGGGAAGCUAAGAAGGGCUUAUUCCUCCUCUCCCUUCGCUUCCCUUGAUAGGGUUUCCGACGACGAAGCCCUAGACGAAGGAAGCGAUGGUCUCUCCGCGCGAGCUCCUGUCAACGAUCGAGGCGGCCCUCCUCGGCCCCUCUCCUCCCACCCCUACCCAGCGGAUUGAGCUCAUGCACGCCAUUCGUUCUUCCAUCCCGGCCCUUAAGUCCUUUCUUUCCUAUCCCGGUCCCAGUGCAUCCGAUAGGGCCCAGGUCGAGUCCAAAGAAGUCAGGCUUAAGGAUUUGCCUCCAAUAUUGCUUGAUGACACCGACGUUCAGAUCGCACUGAAAUUGAGUGAUGACCUUAAUCUCAACGAGAUCGAAUGUGUUCGUUUGCUUGUCUCAGCAAAUAAAGAGUGGGUUCUAUUUGGACGGGAACCAUUGGAGAUGUUCCGUCUUGCUGCAUGCCUCUGGUACAUGGAGAGAAGGGAUCUUAUAACCUCUUUGUACACUGUUUUUCGGGCUGUUGUACUUGACCAAGGGCUUGAUGCUGAUCUUGUAGCUGUUAUCCAGAAGCAUCUGGAAGAUAUAUUGAAUUCUGGGCUCAGGCAACGACUAAUUAUGCUUAUAAAGGAACUAAAUCGUGAGGAAGCAGCUGGUUUUGGUGGUCCUAAUGCUGAACGAUAUGUCCUUGACUUCAGAGGUGCCAUCGUUGAACGACAAGCAGUUGUUUCUCGGGAAAGAUUGAGUCUGAGCCACUGCCUUGUGCUAUCAGCACUCGUUGUGCGAAUGACUCCGAAGGAUGUAAAAGAUGUGUUUGUGACUCUAAAAGAUUGUGCUGCUGACGCUAAUAGCCGUAGCACCAUACAUCUUCAGAUUGCAUUCAGUCUUCUGUUUACUCUUGUUAUUACCUUUAUCUCUGAUGCUCUUAGCACUGUUCCUGACAAGCCCUCGGUGUUGUCUAAUGACCCAUCAUUUAAACAUGAAUUUCAUGAUCUGGUGAUGGCUACUGUUAAUGAUCCAAACGUCGAUGGUUUCAUAGAUGGUGUUAGAUUUGCUUGGGCUGUACAUCUGAUGAUAGAACAAGAGCGAAGUACUUCAAGAGAGGUGUCAGGUGCUUUGUCCAGGGAUUUGGCUAGCACAUACUUGUGCUUGGAACAUGUUUGCUCGCACAAUGUGUUCAAAUUUUUUCUUUCAGGAGUUCUUCAAACUGCUGCCUAUCAGAAUGAUGACGAGGAUAUGGUCUAUAUGUACAAUGGCUAUUUGCAUAAGAUGAUGAUGUGCUUUCUCUCUCAUCCACUUUCUCGAGACAAGGUGAAAGAAAUGAAGGAGAAAGCUAUGAGUGCCCUUAGUCCAUAUGUGUCAUCUGAACUGGGUGACAACAUAGGUGACUCUUUUGAUAACAAGCAAGUUGCUCGGAUGAGUUGUCAGCCAUUUGUAUCUCUAUUAUAUUUGGUUAGUGAAAUUUAUCAGAAAGAACCAGAAUUGUUAUAUGGGAAUGAAGAGCUGUGGACAUUUAUACACUUUGCUGGAGAGGAUCAUACUAAUAUAGACACUCUUGUGGCCUUUUUGACACUGCUCAGUACUUUGGCUUCUACAGAGGAAGGUGCUUCAAAAGUAUUUGAGCUCCUCCAGGGUAAAAUGUUCCGAUCAAUUGGGUGGAGUACCUUGUUUGAUUGCUUGUCCAUAUAUGACAAUACGUUCAAGCAAUCUCUCCAAACUUCUGGAAACCUGCUGCCUGAUUUUCAGGAGGGUGAUGCACAAGCUCUUGUUGCAUAUUUAAAUGUUUUAAAAAAGGUAGUUGAAAAUGGAAAUCCUUCUGAACGGAAGGGAUGGUUUCCAGACAUUGAGCCCUUAUUUAAACUCCUUGGUUAUGAAAACGUGCCACCUUAUUUAAAGGGGGCUCUGCGAAGUGCUAUUGCAGCUUUCAUCAAGGUGUCUCCAACCCUUAAGGAUACUAUCUGGAACUACCUUGAGCAAUAUGACCUGCCUGUUGUCGUUAGUCCUUCUGUUGGCUCUGGUGGGCAGCUUAUGUCAACACAGCAGGUUUAUGACAUGCGAUUUGAGCUAAAUGAGGUUGAGUCAAGGAGGGAAAGAUAUCCAUCAACAAUAUCUUUUCUUAACUUGUUAAAUGCUCUUAUUGCCGAAGAGAAGGAUGUAAGGGAUAGAGGCCGAAGGUUUGUUGGAAUCUUCAAGUUUGUUUGUGAUCAUGUUUUUGGGCCUUUUCCUCAGAGGGCAUAUAUUGAUCCUAAUGAGAAGUGGCAACUAGUUGUUGCUUGCCUGCAGCAUUUCCAAAUGGUUUUAAAAAUGUAUGAUAUAAGGGAUGAGGAUGUUGAAACGGCUGUUGACAUGUCUCAAUCUUCAGAUGUGAUGCAUACCUCCUCACUUGAGACUCAGCUUCCAGCGUUGGAACUCCUGAAAGAUUUCAUGAGUGGUAAAAUUGUUUUUCGUAAUAUUAUGAGCAUCAUUUUGUUGGGUGUGGACACGAUUAUCUGUGAGAGGACUAGUCAAACAUAUGGUCAACUGUUGGAGAAUGCUGUAAAACUUUCUCUGGAAAUCCUUAUUCUUGUUGUGGAAAAGGAUGUAUUUCUUGCUGAUUUCUGGCGCCCUCUGUACCAGCCCUUGGACAUUAUAUUGUCUCAAGAUCAAGACCAAAUUAUUGCGUUGCUGGAGUAUGUCCGAUAUGAUUUUCUACCUCAAAUUCAGCAGUGUUCAAUAAAAAUCAUGAGUAUUUUGAGUUCAAGAAUGGUUGGACUUGUUCAGUUGAUGUUAAAAUCAAAUGCUGCUAAACAUCUGAUUGAAGAUUAUGCAACCUGUCUGGAAUCACGUUUUGAUGAGUGCCAGAGUAUAGAGAACACGAAAGAUGAUCCUGGUGUCCUUAUUCUGCAGCUUCUUAUCGAUAACAUAAGUCGCUCUGCUCCAAAUAUUACACAUCUGCUUCUUAGGUUUGAUGUCGACAGUCCUGUGGAGAGGACUGUCUUGCAGCCAAAAGUCCAUUACAGUUGUUUGAAGGUUAUUCUUGAUAAUUUGGAAAACCUUUUGAAGCCAGAUAUAAAUGGCUUACUGCAUGAAUUUGGUUUUCAGCUUCUGUAUGAAUUGUGCCUGGAUCCACUAACAGGUGGUCCUACAAUGGAUCUUUUGAGUACAAAGAAGUAUCAAUUCUUCUCCAAGCACUUGGAAACAAUUUGUGUGUCUCCACUGCCCAAAAGAAGUCAUAAUCAGUCUCUUCGCACAAGCAUGCUCCAUGAGAGAGCAUGGCUGUUAAAGCUAUUAGCACUGGAGUUGCAUGCAGCUGAUAUGUCUGUAUCAACACACCGAGAGGCUUGCCUUUCAAUUCUCUCUCUCAGUUUUUCUCAGUUUGCUGGUGAUAACUACAAAGGUCCAGAUUUACCACAAACUUCUGACGUCGAUUCCAUUGAUAUGCAUAGAACCAUGAAGAAGAACAAGGUGCUAGAAUUGCUUGAUGUUGUGCAAUUUCGGUCUCCUGAUAUUGCUAUCCAAUGCCCUCAGCUCCUUCCCACCUUUAGCAUUGAUGUGCAGGUUAAUGAUAUAUUGAAGAAUUCUGCAACCUCCGAAAUGGGUGGUGUAUAUUAUUUUUCAGACAGAGGAGAUCGAUUAUUAGACUUGGAUGCACUGCAUGAAAAACUUUGGCAGAUAUGUACCCAGGUCGGCUCCCAUUUUAAUGAGGUUGAGAUGAGUGAGUUAAGAACAUCAAUUCAGCAGUUUCUAAGAUGGGCCUGGAGGUAUAACAAAAAUCUUGAAGAACAAGCAGCCCAACUCCAUAUGCUGACAGGCUGGUCUCAUAUUGUAGAGGUCUCUGUAUCUAAAAGAAUGCCUCUUCUUGAAUAUCGUUCCCAGAUAUUGUUUGAGUUGCUUGGUGCUUCACUGAGUGCUGCAGCAUCUCCUGAUUGUACUUUAAGAAUGGCAGUAAUAUUAAGCAAUGUUGCACUUACCUGUAUGGCUAAGUUAAGAGAUGAAAGAUUUUUGUGUCCUGGUGGUGUCGAUUCGGAUAGUGUCACUUGCCUAGACAUUAUCUCAGUAAAACAAUUGUCCAAUGGUGCUUGCCACUCUAUAUUGUAUAAGCUUAUGAUGGCUAUUCUGAAAAACGAAUCUUCUGAAACCUUGAGACGGCGGCAAUAUGCAUUACUACUCAGUUACUUUCAGUACUGUCGUAGUAUCCUUAACCCAGAUGUCCCUGCAUCAGUCUUGAGGUACCUGCUUCAUGAAGAACAUGAUGAAGAUGAUGAACUAAAUCUUCAGAAGAUCGGCAAGGAACAGGCUGAAUUGGAAAGGGCCAAUUUUUCCAUAAUGAAGAAAGAGGCUCAAGCAAUCAUUGAUCUGGUGACGAAGGAUGCCAUGCAAGGCAGUGAAGUUGGAAAGGCAUUGUCAUUUUAUGUCUUAGAUGCAUUUCUUAGUAUCGAUCAUGAAAUGUUUUUCUUAAACCAACUUCAAAGUAGAGGAAUCCUGAAGUCUUGCCUAAUGGACAUUAGUAAUUUCUCUUGUAAGGACACUUGGUGCUCAUUGGAGUCUAUGCAGCGGAUAAGCACCCUCGAGGCUCAAUUGUCUUUAUUGUUGAGAGUCAGCCACAAUUAUGGCAAGCAUGGUGCUCAGAUUCUGUUAUCUAUGUGUACCUUAGAGCAUCUUGGGUCUUCAGGGGCUGUGUUCUUGCAAAUAAAGGGAAGUUCAAGAUGGGUUGGCCCUGCUGCUGGAAAAGAUCUAGCUGGGGAGUCUGAUAAACAAAGAUUGCUUGUAACUCCAAUACUUAGAUUGGUUUCUAGCCUGACAUCACUUGUGGAAUCAUCAGAUUACCUCGAGGUUAAGAAUAAAAUUGUGCGUGAGGUUUUAGAUUUUGUCAAGGGAUACCAGUCAAUUUUUGAUCAAAUAUUGAGGGAAGAUGUAUUAGUAGCUGAGGAGUUGACUUUGGAGCGGAUCAACCUAGUUGUCUCUAUACUCAGCAAGGUAUGGCCAUAUGUAGAAAAUGAUGAGCAUGGUUUUGUUCAAGGACUUUUUGCCAUGAUGCGUGUUCUUUUUAGUUUUGAUUCUGUGUCUUCUAGUUUUGUCAAACCAUCGGAUCCUCUCGAGAGUCAAAGGAAGACAGAGUCUCUAAUUUUUCAGCUAUGCUUUAGCCUGAGCUCUUACCUGUAUUCUCUCAUGAAGAGAAAACUAAUGAGGUUUUCGGUUAUGGAUCGCCCCAGAGAAUUUGGUGAUCCUGGUACACAGCAGCAACCAACAUUAUAUUUACUAUUGGGUCUUCUCAAUUUAGUAACAACUUCUCUUGAGAGGGCUGGGGAAGAAAAGUUCUUGCUGCUUAAUAAGAUUCAAGAUAUUAAUGAAUUAUCAAGACAGGAGGUUGAUGAAAUUAUCAGUUUAUGCAUGAAACAGGAUUGCAUCUCUCCUUAUGAUAAUAUACGAAAAAGGCGAUACAUUGCGAUGAUAGAGAUGUGCCGCAUGGCAGGCAAUAGGGAUCAAUUGAUCACCCUUUUGCUACAACUUGCUGAGCUAGUCCUCAACAUCCUUCUUUUUCACCUUCAGGAUGACAAAAGUGAUUUGCAAGACUUGUCCUCUUUGAGUGGGAGUCUGCAUCCAGUUGUAGAAAGACUGGAGCAAUUAAAAAAGGAUAAAAUCGGACGUGAUUUGAAGUUCUUCCACAGAACUGUGCGUAUUCUCAAGGAGAUGUUCUCUUCUGCCUAAUGUUCUUUUCUCGUGUAAAGCAACCUUAUCAUCCCUACUUUCUGCUGCCUUUUUAUUGUGAAGGUGUCCGAAAUUAAUAGUGAUUCCAAAAAAAAGGGCGGAAUAAGAAGUUGUAAAUUUGCACUUUCUGCUGGUUUUAUUAUGAAAGUGACACUGAGCAACUUUUCUGAA